AUGGCCCCAGUAUCUCGGCCCCGUUAUUCCGACGACACCCUGGACUCCCGAAAACCACCAGGUAGCUCUUCGGGGAGCCCAACAUCCACUCAGUCCAGACGCUCCCCCUGGUAUGGCCGUUCACGCUCUCACUCCCGCAGCCGUGAGGGCCUCAGGCCUCCGUGGAGUGAGUCGAGCGUCGGUGCUUCCUACCCCCUCAGCCGCUCAGAGUCUCGAGAGCCGCCCCCAGGGGUCCGCAACUAUACCUCCUCUUCCCUCUACUAUGGCGAAUACCGCUACCAUCACCACCACAGUCCGGGCAACCGGCAGUGGGCGGAAGACUACGAGAAGGAGAAGGAAGAGAGCUACCGCCAGAGGCGGCUGAAGGAGAGGGAGAGGAUUGGGGAAUUGGGAGCGCCUGAGGUGUGGGGGUUGUCUCCAAAGUUUCCUGAGCCAGAUUCUGACGAACAUACCCCAGUUGAAGAUGAAGUGGUAAAAAAUGAGAAAAGCAGUUCCGAUUCUAGCGCUGAAGAAAAAAAGAAAAAGAAGAUCAGUCGUUCGAAAAAGAAGAAAAGAAAGAGUAAGUCAUCUAAGAGAAAGCAUAAGAAGUAUUCUGAAAGUAGUGACAGUGAUUCAGACUCUGACAUGAAUUCUAGCUCUGAAGAUGAUAAAAAGAGAGUUAAAAAAGCCAAGAAGAAAGAGAAGAAAAAGAAACACAAAGCAAAAAAGCCCAAGAAAAAGAAGAAGAAGACGACUAAAAAAGAAUCCAGUGAUUCAGAAGAGUUGCCAGAAGAUACCUGGAUUGAGCAAUCAAAAACUGCAGAUACCAUGAAUUUAAUAGGUCCAGAAGCACCUAUAAUACAUACCUCUCAAGAUGAGAAGCCUUUGAACUAUGGACAUGCUCUACUCCCAGGUGAAGGUGCAGCUAUGGCUGAGUAUGUAAAGGCUGGAAAACGUAUCCCACGGAGAGGUGAAAUUGGAUUGACAAGUGAAGAGAUCGCUGCAUUUGAAUCCUCAGGUUAUGUUAUGAGUGGCAGCAGGCAUCGCAGAAUGGAGGCUGUGAGGCUGCGUAAGGAGAACCAGAUCUAUAGUGCUGAUGAGAAGCGAGCCCUUGCGUCCUUCAACCAAGAAGAGAGACGAAAGAGAGAAAACAAGAUUUUAGCCAGUUUUCGAGAGAUGGUGUACAGAAAGACAAAAGGGAAAGAUGACAAGUAA
Messenger RNA from Otolemur garnettii (small-eared galago), 1194 nucleotides. RefSeq names its product NKAP-like protein. The transcript has a single exon. The coding region runs from base 1 to 1194 and encodes 397 amino acids. The record is from RefSeq and is a predicted model, not a curated record. Lineage: Eukaryota; Metazoa; Chordata; Mammalia; Primates; Galagidae. Gene Ontology annotation, molecular function: chromatin binding. Gene Ontology annotation, cellular component: nucleus. Gene Ontology annotation, biological process: regulation of gene expression.